Messenger RNA from Purpureocillium takamizusanense, 1671 nucleotides. RefSeq lists its product as uncharacterized. The record is from RefSeq and is a predicted model, not a curated record. The transcript is spliced from 2 exons. Gene Ontology annotation, cellular component: extracellular region. The coding region runs from base 1 to 1671 and encodes 556 amino acids. Lineage: Eukaryota; Fungi; Ascomycota; Sordariomycetes; Hypocreales; Ophiocordycipitaceae.
AUGAAAGCGACGACGACGACGACGACGAUACUCUCAGCCCUGGUGGCGGCGGCGCUCGCCAGCUCCUCCGCGCCGCACAGGAGAGAGUCCUCCUCCUCCUCCUCCUCCUCCUCCAUCCUCGAGGCGAACCCCAACAAGCAGAGCAAGAUGGCGGCCGUCAUGGGGCUCAAGACGUCCAACUACCAGCAGAAGCAGGACGCCGGGCUGUUCGACCCCGGGCGCUACAAGGUGCAGGAGGCGACGCGGUGCCAGGGCGGCAAGGUGGGCGAGUACAGCUGCGAGAACGUGGACCUGCUGGGCCACCUGACGCACGAGGCCAUGGGCAGCCAGACGCGCGCGGGCAACGACCUCUGGGGCUGGACGCACACCGACGGGCGCGAGUUCGCCAUCGUCGGCCAGACGGACGGCGUCGCCUUUGUCGAGGUGCUCAAGGACGGCUCGCUGACGUACCUGGGCCGGCUGCCGACGCAGACGGAAAACGCUAUCUGGCGCGACAUCAAGGUGCUGGGCCACCACGCGUACAUUGUGGCCGACGCGUACGGCCACGGCCUGCAGGUGUUUGACCUGACCAAGCUGCUGGCCCUGAAUAACGGCAACGCCAGUGGUACCGCGGGGGCAGGGGGUGCGGGUGCGAAGCCCAAGACGUUUAGCACGCUGCUGGACCUGACGGCGUGGUACGUCGGGUUCGGCAGCGCGCACAACGUGGCGGUCAAUGAGGAGAGUCAGACGGUGUACGUGCUGGGGGCGGGCAAGGACGGGUUGGAUGGGGCGUGCGAGGGGCUCGCGGGCGGCGGCGGCUCUUCCAACUCGUCAUCGUCAUCGACAUCAUCACCAUCACCAUCACCAUCACCAUCAUCACCAGCAUCACCAGCAUCACCAGCAUCACCAGCAUCACCAGCAUCACCACCGUCGUCGUCCUCAGAGCCGUCCUCGUCAUCCAACGGCGGCCUCAUCAUGCUCGACGCCCGCAACCCAGCCAAGCCCACGCUCACGGGCUGCGCCGGCCAGGACGGCUACGUGCACGACGCCCUGGCCGUGACCUACCGUGGCGCCGACGCGCGCUACCACGGGCGCGAGAUCGUCUUCGGGUGCAACGAGGACACGCUCACCAUCUACGACGUGACGGACCGCGCCGCCCCGCUCGUCCUCAGCAAGACCACCUACGACGGCUUCAACGGCACGGGAGCCUACACGCACCAGACCUGGCCCGUCGACGGCGCCGCGCUAACGCACCUGCUGCUCGACGACGAGCUCGACGAGGAGAACCGCGGGCGCACCCCCGGCGGCGACACGCACACCACGACGUAUGUCUUCGACGUGCGGGACUUGACUGCGCCGCGAUGGACCGGGCGGUACACGGCGCCCGUGAAGAGCGUCGACCAUAAUCAGUACGUGCGCGAUGGGCUUAGCUACAUGGCAAACUACGGCUCGGGGAUGCGCGUCGUCGACGUAUCGGGCGUGGCCAAGGGGGACCCGCAGGGGAAGACGAUGCGCGAGGUGGCGCACUUUGACUGCUUCCCGGAUGAUGACGCCGAGGGCGGGAGCGCCGAGUUCGACGGCGCGUGGACGGCGUAUCCGUUUUUCGCCUCGGGCACGGUGCUGCUGAAUUGUAUAGAGAGGGGGGUGUUUGCGCUCAAGGUGAAUAGGGGGUCGACGUCGUCGACGACGUGA